AUGUCUGAAUGCGAUACUAUGCAAUACGAUAUUGAACCAGGUAAACAAUCCGUCUUUGCUGUACGUGCUAAUGAGUUAAAUGCGAUCUCAAAUAAUACGCGAAAAUUCAAUAUAACUUAUAAAAACGAUGAACAAUCACUUGUUCAUCAUUUGCUUAGAGAGCCAUUACCAGAUGUGAUUAUUAAAGUCAUUGGUACAAACAAUGAAAAAACAAGAAUUUCAUUGAUAUCAUCAAUUCAAUAUGCAUUGCAGCAAGAUAUCCGCACUAUGAUGGAGCAAACAAAUAUUUGGAUUUUGAAUGGUACUCGACAGAUGAUUGGUUUGGAAGAAUAUGACGAAACUCUAACAACCAAUAAUCAAAUAAAUCCAAAUAUUAUUCUAUGUGAACAAUUCGGAAAAUCACAAUUAUUCACAUAUCAUGCUACAGUACAUCGAUUCAUAGAUAAAAUAAUUUGCCAAAUACAACUUGAGCAAACAUUUUCUAAAAUUCCUAUUAUCGCCUUGUUUGUUCAAGGCAAUGUUUCUUCAGUAGCAGAUGUCAUUGAAAAUAAUAGUAAACACAUUCCAAUCAUUAUCUUAAAAGGCACAGGAUUAGUUGCAAAUCAAUUAGCUGUUGUAUAUGAAUCACAAAGAGGUGACUUCAAAAAUAUUCAUACAGAUUCAUCUAAACAACAAUUAUUGUCGGGAAAAGAUUUUCGCCGCCUUGCUGAUAUCAAAGAUACCAAAAGUAGUCCGAUAUUUGUUUGUCAACCAGGCAGAGACCAACUUGAUGAAAGCAUUCUUCGUGCAUUUAGUUAUGCAAUAAAAACUAUUGAUAGUUCUCAUGCUCGUGUUACUGAAUUCGGUUUUGCUAUACGUUUGAAUAAAAUCAAUUAUGCACAAACAUAUAUACUCAAUCAUGAUACAAUUAUCUAUUGGACAGAUGAUGAAUUAGAUGUUUGUCUUGAAAAUGCUAUUCUUUUAAAUGCUGUAUCGUUUGUUGAAUUGUUAUUACGAUAUGGCGCAUCAUUACGUCGAUUAGCUCUUACGAGUAACUUUACUCGUUUUACAAUCAAACCGAAUAGAAAAAAAAGUCAUGUGGUUGAACUCAUGGAAGAGCAUAUGUCAGUGCCAGUAUAUCUUCUUGAUCGUGAUGUGCGACUUAAAAAAAAUCUUCGACUUUUAUUCUGUUGGGCAGUUGAAAAUCAAUAUUUUGAUCUUGUUUUGAGUAUUUGUACUCGAUUAGAAGAUUCGAUUGUUGCAUUGUUACUUGUCAGUCAAUGGUGUCAAUAUAAAGAAAACAAUGAUCAUACGACUUCCAUUAAUUAUCGAAAGCAUCGCCAACAAUUUCAAAAAUACGCUGCCGAUAUUCUUGAUCUGUAUCAUGCAGACAAUGAAGAAAAAACAAGGCGACUCUUAAAUGAAAAAUCAAAUUUAUAUCAAGAACAAGAAGCGUUAGCUCUAAUCGAUGAUCUUUGUUCAAAAACAUUAGUAUCAACCAAAUGCUUACAAUCGUAUACUAAUACAGUCUGGUAUGGAAAGGAGUUUCAUGUCAAUAAAAAUUUUGUAUGGGAAAUACUGAUUUGUCUUGUAUGCAUUUGUCCAUUGCUUUUGUUUAUUCCAUUUGUACAUAAUCGGAUUUUUCUACACGAUAAUAUGAAUGAAUUUGAACAUAAAAACAGUAAACACCGGAGUACAAUGGCAAAUAUUUUCGAACUUUUUCGCCGAUUUUAUCAUGGAAAUGCAUUCAUUCGAUUUCGUUAUAAUAUGGCUUCAUAUAUUAUAUUUCUGAUAUUAUUCAGUUACACGAUUUUAUUCGAUUAUUUUCCAUUGAAUAUUUAUCAAGAAAAACGUUCCAAUAUAAAUCGAUUACCCAUUCCAAUAACUGAAUUAAUUGUACAUAUAUUUCUUGUAUCAAUAGCUUUCGAUGAACUUAGACAAAUUAUUUCGCAUGUUAAAUCUGUGUUAGAUCAAAAUCCUUUUUGGACAAGAUUAGAAGGAUUAAAACGCCAUCGCAAUACAGUAUGGUCAUUUUAUAGGAAUGAUCCAUGGAAUAUAUUAGAUUUUGCUGCUUUUACCUUUUGGAUAAUUGGUUUUUCUACACGUUUUAUUGUAAAAGAUACUGUAUUUGCAGUAUCGAAGAUAUUUAUGAGUCUUGAUUUAUGUCUAUGGUAUAUGCGAUGUUUACAUGUAUUUCUUGCGUCGGAAACAUUAGGACCAAAAUUAAUUAUGAUAUUUCAUACGAUGAAAGAUUUAAUAUUAUUUCUACUUUUUAUAUUUAUUUUUUAUUUGGCUUAUACAAUAACAACCUAUUCAUUAAUAUCAACAUCAUCAUUUGUUAUUUGGUCGAAUUCAACCUAUUUUACCACAGUACAAAAUGGCGGAAAUUUAACUAAUAUGGAAAUUUUUCGAAAUAUUAUUGAAUGGGGUACGUGGAAAAUUUUUGGAAGUACGAGUUUAACAACAAGUGAUUCUGUUAAUGUUCAAUACUCAGCACAAAAUGAUGCUUAUGGAUUUGUUACUCUAAUUUUAACAAUAGCCUUUUUAAUUAUUGCAUAUGUUCUUUUAUUAAAUAAUCUUAUAGCUUUAUUUAAUUUUACAAUUCAACGUGUUCAUGGUGAAUCACAUCCAGCCUGGUGCUAUAAUUUUUAUGUUGUUCUAAGAGAAUAUGAAGAAAAAGAUAUGUUUGUUCCACCACUUAAUUUAUUACUAUGGCCAAUAAGUUAUAUGAUGCGUAGAAAACUUCAUCAUAUUCAAAAACAUGCUUUUACUGAAAAUAAUGAUUAUGAUCAACAACGUCAUCGAAAACAUCAACAAAGAAUUGCUGAAAGGUAUUGGAAAGAAAAACAAAUUAGUGAAAACAGAUCUGCAGCCAAUCAACCAUUAUAUGUAUCUUGUCAAUGUAAAUGUCGUGGUGCUGAAGUUGAUCCUUUGGAAUCGACAAGUUUUUAA
Messenger RNA from Rotaria socialis, 2931 nucleotides. The record is from the annotation of a GenBank genome assembly. NCBI's taxonomy places the organism in Eukaryota, Metazoa, Rotifera, Eurotatoria, Philodinida, Philodinidae.